Messenger RNA from Plenodomus lingam JN3, 1467 nucleotides. RefSeq lists its product as uncharacterized. Gene Ontology annotation, biological process: transmembrane transport. Gene Ontology annotation, cellular component: membrane. Lineage: Eukaryota; Fungi; Ascomycota; Dothideomycetes; Pleosporales; Leptosphaeriaceae. Gene Ontology annotation, molecular function: transmembrane transporter activity. The record is from RefSeq and is a predicted model, not a curated record.
AUGGCUCAAGAGAAGAUGAUAUCUCCAGAGAAGAACGAGGUCGCCAUGCUCGAGCGAGCUCAGACCCACGACUCAGAGAUGCUGAAAUCGGUCCCCAGGGUAGAAAGAGUCGAUCAAUUUGGUGCGCACAAGAAGACGGAUCCGCGAGAAAUCGCGCUCGUAAAGAAGCUCGACCGAUGGAUCAUGCCCAUGCUCUGGUCCAUGUACUGGCUGAACUACCUCGACAGGAAUGCCAUUGCCCUCGCCCGUCUCGAUGAUCUGGAAGAACAGCUCAACCUCAGCAGCUCGCAGUACUCAACCUGUGUCUCUAUUCUGUUCGUUGGUUACCUCCUCGGCCAAAUCCCGAGUAACAUGCUGCUGAACCGGACGCGACCGAGUCGCUACAUGGGCGUCUGCAUGAUGCUUUGGGCCGUCGUCUCCGCCGUUACCGCCCUGGCUACCAACUUCACCGGCCUCCUACUCACUCGCUUCUUCCUCGGCAUCACCGAGGCGCCAUACUACCCAGGCGCCGUCUACCUACUCUCCAUGUUCUACACGCGCAAAGAAGUCGCAACACGCAUUGCCAUUCUCUACACCGGCAACAUUCUCGCCACUGCCUUUGCAGGCCUGAUUGCCGCAGGUAUCUUCCACGGCCUCGGCGGCGUGGCGGGGAUCUCGGGGUGGCAGUGGUUGUUCAUCCUCCAGGGUAUCGUCACCUUUUUGAUUGCCAUCGUGGGCUUCUUCCUGCUGCCCGAUUUCCCACAUAAUACAUGGUGGUUGACCCAGCCGGAGCGUGACUUGGCCGUCUCCCGUAUGGCGAUGGAUACGGUGGGGAAUAAGGGCGACACGACGGUUUGGGCGGGUUUUAAACAGGCAGCUAAGGAUCCUAUGGUUUGGAUUUUCGCGGGCAUGGCUCAUAUGCAUUUAGCUGCCAACGGGUUCAAAAACUUCUUCCCCACCGUCGUCCAAACCCUCGGCUUCAACCGCACCAUCACCCUCGUCCUCACCUGCCCCCCCUACCUCAUCGCCGGCGUAGUCACCAUCCUCGUCUCCUGGUCGUCCGGCCACUUCAACGAGCGCACCUGGCACAUUACCAUUUCCAAGGCGGUCGCCACCUUUGGCUUUGGCCUCGCGUGCGCCGAGAUUGGCAUUGCGGGCCGGUAUGUGGCCAUGGUCAUCUUCACGAUUGGGACGUAUGGGGUGAAUUCGCUGAUUUUGGGGUGGUGUGGGAGUACGUGUGGGCAGACGCCGGAGAAGAAGGCGGUUGCGAUUGGGAUUGUGACGACGGUGAUGAAUGCUUCGUUUAUUUGGACCCCCUACCUUUGGCCCUCCUCCGACGGCCCCCGCUACAUCAUCGCCCUCAGCUCCUCGGCCGCCUUCUCCAUCGCCACCGCCGUGCUCGCCUGGCUCGCCAAGAUCCUCUUCAUGCGCAAGAACAAGGCGCUGCGGGCCGCGGACGCAGAGGUCGAGAAUCUCUAUGUUUAUUAG